AUGGCAAAAGGCGUGGACGAACUCGUCAACCACGUACUGUCCGAAGUUGCGCUCACCGGCGUGCAAGGGGCUGGCAGCGCCGACUUCAAGCGAUUCGUGCAAGCUUUCUACGAGAAGUCUCAGCGUGAAGAUGGAUCUAGCUUACAUCCUCACCCCGGUCAGCUGGGUCUUACCUUCUAUGAAAGAGUCUGGCACUGGGUGAUCAGCCAUGCAGACCUCCGCAUCACCCACAAUGGAGUUACACGCCAAUAUACCCUUGCCGAGUUUGAAGUAGCAGAGACGCCAGAAGCACCUUCAGCUACUACUGCGCCUGCAGCUCGGCCUGUGCAUUCUACCGCCACCGUGAACCAGAUGCCAGGUCCUGCGAAGUCCCUCUUAGCACUGCGAGAAUCUAUGCGACAGCAACUGGCUAAAGAAGGGCUCGGUCCGCAAGCGACCACUGCACUUACGUCUUCAAAUGGCAAGAAGUCUUCAUCGUCACAUGACGCGAUAUUUGAAGGGCACACCAACGCCGACUCAUCACAGCAUGUCUUUCGUGGACCUCGUGUCCUAGCGACUACAGCAAAUGAUGUCGAGAUGGUUUUUGACGAUCCUCCAACCAACACCGUCGCACCGCGCCUAUAUGCAAGUCAAAGUCGCAUCUGGCAGGCAUUGACAGGACACGGCAUCGACCUGAAGAAGGUUCCCACGAUGGAGUUUGUUCUGUUAUCCCUUAUCGCCUCACAUGGAGCAGCUGGAGUCACGCAGCCGGACCUUACAGUCAUGAGUGGACAGGACAAGCGUUCAGUGCCGCACAGGACCGAUGAACUCUGCCGUAAGGGUUACAUCGAGAAACGACCUGUACAAUCAGGCAAGCUGCGGACUAGUCUUUGCGUCCAUAAGAAGUUCGUUUCUGACGACCACUUCUUGACCUCUGGGAAGGUCGAGGAUGUGUUUCAAUACAAGAAGUUCGUGUUGUCUGGUUUUGUGCACCUGCUUUAUAAUACUCUGAAGGAUGCAGGUGUUGUUCCGACAAGAGAUAUUCGGACGCGACUGAACGUACCGAUGGCGACCUGGAACAAGCGAGCGGUGCAGGGUGCACUCAUCCGCCUUGAUCAGACCGGCAUGGUCAAGCGUUUCAGAGCCCGCAGGAAAGAUUCCGAAGACAACUGGCUCACUUGCAUCGAAGUCCUGCGAGAACCCCGCCCAGAAGACCACGAAAACUUGAAGUUCCGACGUCAGGCUCCUGUGGACGAGGCCGCCGAUGAGCAGUCAGACGAGGAUAUUGACGGCGAUACAUUAAUGCGAGACCUUGAGGUUGACAUGCUCAAUGGCGACUUUCAAGAGACUGAUGGCGGCAAAGAAGACUCUGGCCGUAUUCCGCCACAGUGGGUCCCUGAACGCCUACUUUCCAACAUAUUAUACGAGGCGGUUGUGAUGGGUGGAUCAGAAGGUUGGGAUACCGGAGUGCUACGCGACCGGAUUGUGGGCAAGUUCUGGCGGCGUCCUAUGGAGUCCUACCUCACACGUCUGACAGACGAUUGGGAGGCGACGCAACCUGCUCAUCUUCGACACCUUGCAAUCAUCAGAGACACACGCAACACACAAGAGAAGAAGUUCGUGCAUUACGUCUACCGCACGUAUGACAACUUCCAGAAAGCUGUAGAUGCAGGUGAAGUAAUCUGGGCAGGAGUGAGCAAGCCUGCGCCAAAGCAGUUGUCCGCAGCCAAGGGAGGCCGGCCGAAGAAGUGUGCGCCCGACGAACCAUCUGUCGAUCCUUGGGGCUUCCGCACACUCAGCUCGAAAGAUUUUCUAAAUAAAGAUGGCUCAGGAUCACUCACAGAGUGUCGCACAGCCAUCGUUCACGGUCGGAAAUAUGGCCCGCGUUGGGACAACUCACUCGUGGACGACAUCGGCUACAAGAAGAUCGAGGCACCCAAGUCGGAGAGGAUUAGGUGGACGAACGACAUGUCACGCUCAAAGGCUAAAUCUAAAGCUAGGUUGAACCUGCCCUCGCUCGUUACACCGAGGCGGAAGUAUGAAGCGGGCCUACUCACAAUAGAACAGAGGAUUGCACUAGGACUGAAGUCGAAAGGUCGUCUCAGCAAGUUCGUUGAAGACCAGGUUCGAGAGCAUCGCAAGCGGACAGGCGAUCCAGUAUCGAUUCCAGACUCAAUCGAGCUUGAACGACCAGUUGGAGUGUCUGCCCCUGCCAAAAAUGGCCCUCUCAUGACCAAAGAGGAGCGGAUUGCUGCAGGUCUGUCUGCACGAGGUCGCUUGGGUCAAAAGUUGGAGGACCAGAUUCGAGAACAGCGUGGACUACCAAAGAGUGUAGAAAAAGUGAAGAAGCCGCGAAAAAACAAACCAGCCAAUGAGCCAGCUCUGUUGAGCAAAGAACAGAGAAUUAAGUUCGGCAUCAUACCUUACGGUCGAUUACCGCAGUCACUGAUAGAAGGACUGCGUGAGGAGCGCGACUUCGAGAUCUCUUUGGAGCAGUCCAAGGUCAUCCAAGCGUAUCUGAGUGCUGUAAACGACAAGAAAGCCAAGGCAGAAAUCACAAGAGCGAUUGAUGAAGUUAGGGAACAGACGUUGCAGCAGCAUGAUCCCACCCGAGGACUGGACCAGACUGACGCUGAUACACCUGUUCCAGCCGAGGAUGACGGGCCAGUGGAGGUUGCGUCAAGGACGAUUACGCCAAACGUCGAAAAGCGGAAAGUCGUUGGCGAUACAACGGCCUCGCAACCUCCUAAGAGAGUACGCGUUGAGAGAGACGCCUCGGCCGAAGAGGUCGGCGCGACUAUGCCAACACCACCAUUAACUACGUCGGCUGACGCUAACGAGCUAGUCCAGGAAGGAACAGAGCAGGGCGACUCAAUAAUGGCUGGUGCUGAAGAUGAGGUCGAGCCUGUGGUGACCGGUUCUCCACAUCAGUCGAGUCACAAGGCAACUACACCGCUCCGGGAAGCCUCUCCUCUGAUCGACCUGGCUGAGGUAGAUGCAAAGGUCCGCUUGAUCAGAGAGACCUACAGCAGACGCUCUGCUCCCGGCCUCUACGUGAAUCCGUUCGCAAAGCGCAAGAUUGGUCAAGGCCGACCGCGUAACGCCUUCAUUGCGACGUUCCGACUGGAAAGACUGGCCACUAUUGAGUGGUUCACGGAAGACGCAACGAAUGGUGACAAUCAACCAUCUCCACGUCGUACUGUUGCGUCUCCUGUCGCAAAAGGGGAGGUUGGCGUGGGAGACCAGAGCGCAGGAAAUGGAUUUGAAAACGACAACACAGCAAGUCGUUCGAAGUCUGCAAUUGAUGUCAGAACGACGUCCGACGCAGGUUCACCUGCUUCCGGCACAGACUCCGUUCCACCAGUACGACGAUCUCCAAUACAAGGCAACGGCACGGUUGUCCCUGAGCAGCCUGGUGAUCAAACAACACCUAGUCGAUUCCAUAUUGCCCGCGAUACACCAACUGACGGCGAACGUACCGAGGCCAUCUCAGAGCAAGGCCUGAACAGUGCACAAAUCAUGCAACAACACGCUCGCCCGGUAGCCGGCUGGAACGCUAUCAACAAGCCAACACAACCUCCACCUACAUAUCAGAGUCCCUAUGCACCUUCAGAUCCUCCAGGACCUGCACUUGUUGACAAAUCGCUUCCUGAAGACGACGUAGCUGAACGAGCCACGCAAGACAGUGCGGAUGAAUCCCAGAUCCAAGGUGUCUGUGGCCCUAUCACCGAAGUUGACAUGAUGAGUCGAAGCGCAAGAAAGCUUGCAGCGUACAUGGGCACCAAGACGGGUGGAGGAAGCCAGAAGAUGUUUCGUCACAAGGUCAUCAUGCAGAUCAUCGACCUAUGCAAUGGUGCCUACCCCAUGCAUGGAGAAAUCGGGCGACCGUUUGUCACACUUUGGAAACAACAGUAUCCCAGCGUUCCUCCUCCGAACUCGAGUACCGUACUUUCCAACCUAAGGGAUAUGAUUGCGGAUCCUCGCAAUGGGCUCAAAAAGUUCAGCUUCCUGAUAAGGCUUCGACAAAGUGCGGGAUUGAAGAAGAAGGACAUGGUCGUGUACCACCAUCUGACCCCAACGAGCCCGCAAGUCACGCGGCUGGCGUACAAGAUGGCCAACUACUCAAGCACUAAAGCACAUCAGUACUACCCUGAGGAGAUUCGUCACUUGGUGUCCGACGAGUCGUUCUAUGUGCCAAUGCUUGUUGCGCCCAAGGAUGAGACUGUUAGUCUGGAGCGACUUAACCCUAGUCUUCAGCACAAGAUCAAAGAAGCCAACCUUGAGCGGCGGAGGCGAUACUAUCACAAGCAGAAGAACGAGGAGUCUGCUCGUGACGCACAAAAUGCAGGAGUGGAGGCUCCACUCAAGCAAGCUGCGAGAAUGGACGGACAGCCGCGCGCAAAACGUACACGACUCGCAAGUCUAAACGACAAGAACAAGCGAUACCGCCGUGCUCCACUAUCGAAUACUUCUACUGGUCCUAUGGAUCCUGAGCUCGAGGAGAGCAUCGCUGAGGAAGAUCCACCGCCAGAGGACGCACGUGAGCGUGGUCAGGCCUUGACAUGGAAGGAGCCUUGGGUAGCUCCUGUUGUGCGUCACGAUACUACGCUUCCGUUGCCAGAGCCAGAGACGCAUGCCCAAGCAGUUCAAAAAAACACACUGGCCGAAUACUACGCCUCUUCCAUCACUGCACCAAUUGUCCGCUUCUAUGCCACAAACGGCACUUUCUCUACGGAAUUUGGCCUCAUUCGUGCAACCGACCUACUCAGCAUGCCGCCACCAGAGAAGGUUGUCACCGAGGCAGUCACCAAGUCAAAGGGUAAGAAGCGAGUCAGAAUCAUUGAGCCUGCUUCCCAACGUCCCAACAAGAAGGCUCGCGACUCUUACUCGUCUUCUAUGUCUUCACUAUCUGAAGAAGAUGAAGACGAUAUUCCCCUCAUGCAACCGAGCAAGCCUCAAGCCAAAGCGAAGGCUAAGGCCAAGGCCAAAGCCAAAUCUAAAGCGAAGGCGAAAGCGAAGCAGGGGCGCAGUAAAAAAGAUCCACCUCCUACGCUGCUCGAGCGUCUUACUGGACUUACUGGCGAUCCAAAUGACCCUAUCUACCUUCCGCCGAAGCCGAGGGCGCAAUCACAGAAGACAUACCAAGGCUGGAGUGAGAGGAAGAAGGCCCGGUUCAACAAGCAGCAACGAGAACGCAAGUAUGCAGAGAGCCAAGAUCCCGUCGACAAGUUCAAGAAGCUUUGCUGCACGUUGGUUAUUGCCUCUUCCAUGGCUGGAGGAAAUGGGCGCGUUGAUUGGAGCAUCGUCGAGAAGGUGCACAAUACCAAAGGCUUUGAUCUCGCAAAGACGAAAACCCUUUGGGUUUGGAUGCAAACAAGCAUGGCUCCUCAAAUCAUCGAACUGACAGCUGACUUCGAGACUCGCUUCCUAGAAGCGUACGAGAACAAUAGGAUUGCAGCCAUCGAUGAUCCAGCAACGUAUGAUUGGGAAAAUCUCGUGAGAUGGGCAAUGCACACUUGUGUCUACCCUGAGCUCUCCCUACCUGUAUAUCGGGAAGCGCUCCAGCAGUUCAUUGUCGACCUGUCCAGCUUCGAGGCUUUGGACCGGCCCAAGUGGUACCGCGAGAGGAUCGCAGACAGAGUGCGCACACAGCUACAGCUGCAGUAUCCCUUCACUGCUCCUUUGCAUCAGUCUCACGCGGCGCGAUUGUCUGUUAGCGAAACAGAGCUCAAGGCUCGAUCAUGGAUCCGCGCAAACACAGCAACACCCCAAGCCCUCUACGACAGCAAGAUAGCACAUGAGAAACUCAAGAUACUGGGUGACCCAAUUCUUGCGAAGGUCGUGGGCGAGUACGUGGACCGACAAAUGCUGCGGAUGCGCAAACUCAAGCGCCUCUUACCCGGCAGAAACUACACCUUUACGGCGAGGCUCGCGAAGAAGUAUGGACGUACUUUCGAGCUUAGCGACUUCAUGGCUGCUGUCAAGAUCAAGAAGGACAUGGACGCUGCUUUUGUACAAGAAGAUCCAGAGAAGCGCAUCAGUUCCAUCUCCCGCGUCGAACCCGAUGGAGCCAUCAUGGCAAUCAUGUCGUUGCUCUGCGAGGGCAAAGUCAAGUUUGCUCCACAGGUCCCGUCCGUCAACAAUGAGUUUGGUGCUCCAUUGCCGCGCUUGUCUGUGUGGGGCUUCAUGGAAGGCGACUACGUGCACCGCGGAAUCGACAGGCAGCGUUUGUUUUGGGACAUUCAUGUUGUUCCCACUGAAACAUAUGACUACGGAAACCCCCUGCAACCAGCGUCCGGACCGCCGCCUAGCAGUAAAGCAAACAGCGUCGCGGUUUGGUCGCCGCUCCCUCAACCACCGCUGCCAGGCAAACAUGACUCGAGUGCUCUACUGCCAAUCUGGAGCAGCAUGGAUGGGCAGAAUGUCACCUGGCCAUGGUGGUACCGCAUUCUGAACCUCGUGUUGCAGCCCCUCAUCUUCCAACCAGGCGCGACAGUCGAAGACAUCCACGCCAACUGCGGCGAGUACACAACGGAGAUUUUCGAAAUCGAGCUUGUCCUGCAAUGGCUCGUAUCCGUCAAUGCAGUCAAGAAGACCAUUGGUGGUGGCUAUGUUACUCUGCCUGGUGUGUGGGCCGCAUUUGGUGACGUUCUGCACGACAUGGAAGACGACUGGCUGAACGCACACGUCAAACGCAAACAUCAGAAGCAUGAGAAGCAAAAAUGGCGUGAGAAAUACCAUCUGAGAUACUCGACGCUGCAAGGCCACAAUGCUCAGCGAUCUCCAAGUGACGACUCUGACGAGUCUGACACGCAAUCGGACGAACUCGAGGAGACGACUAGCACAAGCCAAAAUAUCAUGCGUCAUCCGAAGGAGCAGUAUGCGAUUGUGCGGGAGCAGAUUGCCACUGCGGCGCCA
Molecule: messenger RNA, 6897 nt
Organism: Macroventuria anomochaeta
Lineage: Eukaryota; Fungi; Ascomycota; Dothideomycetes; Pleosporales; Didymellaceae
Exons: 5
Biological process (GO): transcription initiation at RNA polymerase III promoter; 5S class rRNA transcription by RNA polymerase III
Cellular component (GO): transcription factor TFIIIC complex
Molecular function (GO): DNA binding
Source: RefSeq, a predicted model, not a curated record